Sitodiplosis mosellana (orange wheat blossom midge) is the source of this 2649-nucleotide messenger RNA. RefSeq lists its product as uncharacterized. Bases 1024 to 2619 code for a protein of 531 amino acids. The transcript has 3 exons. NCBI's taxonomy places the organism in Eukaryota, Metazoa, Arthropoda, Insecta, Diptera, Cecidomyiidae. The record is from RefSeq and is a predicted model, not a curated record.
UACGUGUGAUGGUGAAAUUCAUUUUAUGCAAUGAAUUGAGUCCAUUGUUCGGAGAAGAGAAACAGUUAAUCGAUUACUGUUCGAACUCAAAUUGAAUCAAUGCCAUUGUUAUCAAACCGAAGUCAUUUUUGUGUGUCUCAUUCUGUUGUCAUUUUCAAACUAAAUCGAAUUUAAGUUUCAAUAUUAUUCGUUUUCAAACUAAAUCGAAUGUGUGUUUUUUUUCUUUCAGUAGGACAAUGGCGAAUCGUUUCAAGCCAUCAAUACCAGCGGAGGGAGAGACGAAAGAUGAAAUUACGACGAUCAAAUGUGCGCUAAAGACAAUCAUUCGCCCACAAUACCAGCAAGCAUUGAUGAGCAAAAUAACGGAUCUGAGUUUGCAAGCCACUUCCAUUUGUGUUUUGGGCUCAUUGCUGUUCUUGUUUGAGGUGCAAAAGGCGUUCGAAUAUAGGCGUCGAGAACAAUAAUUUCGCAUUGUUUGGUGGAAGUGGAGAAGAUAAGAUCAAACUCUGCUUUGAACAAGUGCUAUGGCACAACAAUCAGCCACCAAAACCGAAGUCAAGGUAUAAACCAAGCGGAACAAAUCCACGGGGACCACGAGCAGAGCUGCCACGUAUCGAUCCUGAAUUCAAGGCAAUUGUCGAAGGUCUUGACGACUAUCAUCGUAUCGAUUGGCCCAACAACAAAGAUUUCAGCAAUGGGCUUAAGCAUUUGACCAAUCAGUACACAGAUAACGUCGUCACCAAUCUUGAAACGCAUGCUAACAAACACAUCACCCAGUACUUGAAACUGAAAGUGUUCGAAUUGAACUCAAACUUGGAAGAGGAUGGAGAGAAAUUUUUGCCAAGUGACAUCGAAAAUGUUGUCAAGUUGAUCAUCAAGCAAAAAGAUAUCAAAGUGCCAAGUCGCGAUCCAAACAAACUCGUACGGUGUGAGGUGUUGUAUGAUAUCGUGAGAGAUUGCAAUGUGUUCCCAGAAAUCGAUCUGCAUGACCUUACAACUGACCCAAAACAUUGGUAUAAGGCCAUGCCAAUGUACCUAUCCAUGCAGCGCGAGAUAGAAGAGUACAAUUCGGAGUGGCCACAUCAGCGCCGACCCAAACGCAAGAAAAGAAAGCGAAAAAAGACAAAAGGAAAAUGGAAACGCAAGCGCAGCCAAAUGCUCGACAACCCAGAUUUUCGGCCAUUGAUUCGAAAUUUAGUAGUGGUGCCGAUGUGUGAUUUCCGGCGUACGCACUUCAAAAUCGAUUGUUCAUCCAUGCACCAGGUGUUGUCUUCGCAAAAAUUGCUACCGAAAGUGGAAAUCGAGAAUAAAAAAGGAACAACAAGCACGAAAACGAUUCAACAAAAGGAUUUCAAUCAUUCGAGAGAUUAUUGGUGGAAUCAGUAUUUUUACAUGCGAAAAAUUCGACGAUUCGUGCGUGCCAAAAAGCAGUUUGACUAUUCCAUAAACACCGAUGGAAUCUCUGUGUCUCUCCAGUACUCGGCCAAAAAGAAGACAGCCAACAAAGAAAUCGACCAAAAAUCUCGCAUCAUUCAGAAGAUUGAGGAUGGCACAAUCAAAAAUUUUUCGGGCGUUGAUACAGGUGUGCGAAGUUGGAAUACCACAACAACACACGACAUUGAAACUGGCAAAGAAACCAACUUUGUAAUGUCGAGCAAGCAAUUCCACUGGCAAACAGGUCAAAAGGUGCGAAAUGCCAAAGCAGCGCGAUGGACCAAAAAUUUCGUCGAAAUGGAGCGCGCAGACAGAGAAAACCGUGAUCUGUAUCCAGUGAUGCCGUCGCCAAAAGGGUCAAUGUGGCUGAACUACAUCAAACACCGAGUCAAGAUGAUGAAGCAUGGAAUCUGCGCUUACUCGACUGCCAAAUACACUCGACUCGCCUUGGACAAACACAUCAAGAGCAGUAGUGUUGUCGACGAAUGGGUGAAUAAGGUGACCGAUAAGAAACCGACUCUGUUCUUUUUUGGUGCUGAUGGCGAAAUACCACCUGAUAGCCCAAUAAGUAUCAAGAAGCACGUGCGCUGCCCAGGGGUUCGUUUGACUUUGAGGUCAAUAAAGAAGCGCCGAGAUUGUUUCAUACAAUUGGUGGACGAAUGGGGAACAUCUCAAACAGACGCAAGAUGUAUGAAUCGAUUCCAAAACCAGAACAAAGCGGCCAGAUUCAAGAAAUGCCGAUGCGUACCCGACGCCAGAACAUUGCUGCCAACGAAAAUUGUGUCAAAGUUGGGCAAAACGGAUCUAUCGAUCUACCGACAGUUGCAACGCGCCAUGAACGAAGAAGCAUUGGUAGGAGACGAGCGUUUAUUCCCAAAAGUAAAAUGUUACUACAAAAACUGGCGAUUAAACCUCGAAUGCUCUGUGAUUUGGCAUCGUGACGUCGUGGCUGCUAAGAACAUUCUACUGAAAGGACUAUGGACAUUACUGGGACUUCCGAUACCAGAGGCGAUCAAUAGGUAUUGGCGCGAAGCUGCUGAAGCAGCCGCUGCUGUUGCCGCUGCUGCUGCCGCUGCUGCUGCCGCUAGAGCAACCGCUGAAGCAGCCGCUGCAGCUGUCGCCAUCGUGGAUAAUGAUGUAGAAAUGUUCGAGUACGACCAGCAGCCAGCUGAUCAUGCUGUCUAAUCAGCACAUUGCAAACAAAAAAAAAACAAA